AUGGCAUCACACGCGAGAGACUGGGAGAAGUUCUUCAAGGAAGACAAGUUCACCAAUCAGUACAAGACUGGCGAGCAGAUUACCGGCCAAUUUGCCAAACUCCUCAUCGACCAAAGUGGCUUGGUCGCGAACUCCAAGGCCAACCCUGACUCGCCUCUCGUGGUGCUUGAUAAUGCCUGUGGCACUGGUAUUGUCUCCAGUAUCCUGCAGCACGAGUUGGGGGAUCAGGCUAAGAGUAACUUGAAAUUGACUUGCGGGGAUAUCUCGCAGGGCAUGCUGGACUAUGUCAACCAUCGGAUUGACAAGGAGAACUGGCAGAAUGUUGAAGUCAAAACGGUUGAUGCGCAGGACUCGGGGCUUCCCAGUUCAUACUUUACGCAUGUCAUCGCUUCUUUUGUAUUCAUGGCACUCCCCAAGUCCCUGGAUGCCCUUGACGAUUCCACUCGCAUUCUGCAACCGGGAGGUACUAUUGGUCUCGCAACUUGGAUAGAGCCGGGCUGGGCCUCUGUCAUGCAAAAGGCCAUCGAGACGAUUCCAGGGAACUUGCCUUUCCCCACCCCACAGGAAUUCGUCGAGUCCUUGGGUUCUGGUCAAUGGAACUCCGUAUCUUGGAUCGAAUUGCAAUUGAAGGAGCGCGGCUUCGAAGAUAUCAACGUUCGCCCCGUCACCAAGUCCAUGUCGAUCAAGGUUCCCAACCUUUUGGAAAUGUCCAUGAUCAUGUUUGCGAUGGUGUCCAAGGUGUUUUGGACAGAGAAACAGCGCGAGGAAGACACGGACAAGGUUCGCCCGGCGCUGGAGAGGUACCUGGAGACCACUUAUGGAAAGGAAGGAGAUGUUCCUAUGGAGUGGACGGCUAUUGUCUCGACGGCUCGCAAGCCAAAUUAG
This is a messenger RNA of Penicillium cataractarum, 885 nucleotides long. It is a transcript of the gene gtmA, whose product is annotated as gliotoxin thiomethyltransferase. The transcript has 4 exons. The coding region runs from base 1 to 885 and encodes 294 amino acids. NCBI's taxonomy places the organism in Eukaryota, Fungi, Ascomycota, Eurotiomycetes, Eurotiales, Aspergillaceae. The record is from RefSeq and is a predicted model, not a curated record.